AUGGGCUUGCUAUCGCUAGGCACGCCGCUAGACUGGCACAAGGCUCGUCAACUCGGCGAGCAUGUACGCAAGCAUGGCAUUGAGCAGUUCCUAGCGGUUUGGCGCGAGCUGCGUGGCAGGCAUGGCGACGAGCUGCUUUGGGGCGACGAGUUGGAAUACAUGGUCGUCAAGUUCCAUGAUGAGGCCAAGUCUGCGCAUGUCUCGCUGCGGCAAGGUGAGAUUCUUCAGAAACUGUCGCAAUGCGAUCAAUCGGAGCUGCAAGGCUCCAAGUGCACAGUCAUGCCGACGUUCCACCCAGAGUUUGGGCGGUACAUGAUUGAGAGCACGCCAGGUGCGCCGUUUACCGUCGCUGCCUCGGAUCUGUUGCGUGUCGAAAGUGAUAUGCGUUUGCGGCGCCAGAUUGCGCGGCGCCAUCUUAAUGCCGACGAGGUGCCGAUGACCAUUGGCUCGUUCCCGCGUUUGGGUGUGACCGAUGCGCCCUUUACCGACCCACCGUACGAGGCGAAGGGCGAGGCGAGUCAUUCUAUGUUUCUCCCUGACGAGAUCAUUAAUACACAUGUCCGAUUCCCGACGCUCGCGGCGAACAUCCGGCAACGGCGUGGGUCGAAAGUGCGCAUCAAUGUCCCGCUGUUCAAAGAUACACAAACGCCUUCGCCGUUCAUUGAUCCGACAAUUCCAUGGGACCGGCGCCUGUUCCCGGAAGAUGUAGAAGCGAAACUUGGCGCGGCGUACCCAGACCACAUCUAUAUGGACGCUAUGGGCUUCGGCAUGGGCUGCUGCUGCCUCCAAGUGACUUUCCAACUUCCGUCGAUUGACGAGGCCAGGCGUAUGUACGAUCAGCUGGUCCCCUUCACGCCCCUGCUGCUGGCCGCUACGGCCUCGACUCCUGUUUUCCGCGGGUACUUGGCGGAUGUGGACGCGCGGUGGAACAUUAUCAGCGCCUCGGUCGAUGAUCGUACACCGGCUGAGCGUGGCGAAGCGCCUCUGAAGCCCAACGAGCCUACGCACAACUCUGACUUGCCUGUCCGCCGCAUCCGAAAGAGCCGCUAUGAUUCCGUGGACUCGUACCUCUUUGAUGAGCAUGAUCGGCCCAGCGCACGGGCCUACAAUGACUUGGACCUCGAACGCAAUGCCCAGGUUGAGCAGCAUUUGCAGGCGGAAGGGGUGGAUCCAUUGCUUGCCGAGCAUCUUGCGCACUUGUUCAUUCGGGAUCCCAUUGUGAUUUUCUCGGAGAACAUUGAUCUAGACAAUGCGACGUCCGUGGACCACUUUGAAAACUUGCAGUCGACCAACUGGCAGACGAUGCGAUUCAAGCCGCCGCCGCAUGGUGGGCAUAUUGGCUGGCGCGUGGAGUUCCGUCCGAUGGAAAUCCAGGUAACAGACUAUGAGAAUGCGGCGUUCACCGUGUUCCUUGUGCUGCUUACGCGUGUCCUUACAUCGUGCCCUGUCAACUUUUACAUGCCCCUCUCGCUGGUGGACGAGAACAUGCAACGGGCGCAAAAGCGCGAUGCUAUACACACGCAGCGCUUCCAUUUCCGACGCAACACACAGGCCGAGCCACGUCGUACCACCGCGCGAAGUGAGGAGGCCGACGCCUCCCUCUCCAGCUCGGUCAUGACGCUCGGUGAGGCGGAUACGGCCGAGUACACUCUGGCCGAGCUGUUCCACGGCACGGAUACCAUGCCGGGCUUCUUGCCGCUGAUCCACAACUACCUCGAUACACUCUCUCUCGACGCAUCGACCCGCACGCAGCUUAACGACUACUUAGACCUGGUCGCGGCGCGUGUCGAUGGGCGACUCUUGACGGCCGCCUCGUACAUCCGACAGUUUGUACAGUCCCAUCCAUCGUACCGCCACGACUCCGUGGUCAGCGACGAAAUCAAUUACGACUUGCUGCGUACGCUGGACAAAAUUGAGCGGGGCGAGCUGGAUGCACCUGGCUUCCUCCCUGCUUCGUAUGCUGCGCGACGUCGCGCAGCGGGUAUCUAA
Molecule: messenger RNA, 1989 nt
Organism: Malassezia pachydermatis
Lineage: Eukaryota; Fungi; Basidiomycota; Malasseziomycetes; Malasseziales; Malasseziaceae
Product: glutamate-cysteine ligase catalytic subunit
Exons: 1
Coding region: 1-1989 (662 amino acids)
Biological process (GO): glutathione biosynthetic process
Cellular component (GO): glutamate-cysteine ligase complex
Molecular function (GO): glutamate-cysteine ligase activity
Source: RefSeq, a predicted model, not a curated record